AUGGCUACAGGAAAGAGAUGCAGCAAUUACAACGCUGAGACAGAAGCACUCAUGAAGGCGGCCUCUAUGAUUGAUUACUCACAAGAAGAUAUCCCUCAAUCAGUCCUUGAAGCUCUGAUAAACAACACCUCCCCAAAACUAGCUAAACUUAUGACACGACUCAGCAAUAACCACAACAUAGCACUCCAGUGGAUACCUGCCCACUGUGGAGUAUCAGGAAACGAGGAGGCUGACCAACUAGCCAAACAGGGAGCAAAAACAGAGCAACCCAAUACCCAGGUUUCGUACAGAGAGAAAGUCACCAUCAUAAAGGCAAUCACCAGGCCCCAGCAAGAACAAGAUGCUUAUCACCUGCUUAACAGAGCAGAACAAGUAGUGAUGGUUCGACUACGCUCAGGACACAACAGACUGAAUGCCCACAUGUACAGAAAAUAUAAACUGGUACCCUCACCACUCUGUCCAUGA
Messenger RNA from Dreissena polymorpha, 465 nucleotides. RefSeq lists its product as uncharacterized. The record is from RefSeq and is a predicted model, not a curated record. The coding region runs from base 1 to 465 and encodes 154 amino acids. Gene Ontology annotation, molecular function: nucleic acid binding; RNA-DNA hybrid ribonuclease activity. Lineage: Eukaryota; Metazoa; Mollusca; Bivalvia; Myida; Dreissenidae. The transcript has 2 exons.